AUGUCUUCAGCUGCUUCGAAUACAAAGAAAAAUAUUCUCAUUCUUGGUUCCACUGGGCCUCUAGGUGCGCUUACAACCCAGGAGGCUCUAGCUCACCACUUCAAAAUCACGAUUUUUGUUCGAAGUCCAGAAAAACUAGCCCAAGAGAUCAAAGACAACCAAAACAUCACUGCAAGACUACUGACUGAGACCGCUAAACUCUUUCCGCUACUUCCUUCAUUCUCACACAUCGUCUCAGUUCUCGGUCCUCAAGGACUCAGCUACAAAGGCAAAGCAAUCUCCGAGUUCUACACCGUGCUCCUUCAAAAGAUUUUGACAUUUCCAACCUCGAAUCGUCCCUACGUCCUCGCCUUAUCGACUCCAUCUCAAGAAGCACCACAAGAUACCUUCUCAUUGCCAAUGUAUUUCAUGCUUAUGAUAUUCAAACGCGUAGGCGCAGGACCUUAUUCGGAGAUUCGUGCAAUCACACAAAGCUUCGAGAAGUAUGGGAACGGGAUCCAAUGGACGCUAUAUAGAGUAGGGUACUUGACGGAUACGGUGGGGAAGGGUUUUGCGAGCGCGGGGUGGAUUGGUGAUGAGAGGUGGAAGUUGAGCACGAGUAGGAGUGAUAUUGCGAGAUGGUUGAUAAGAGAAGUUGAAUGUGAGGAGAGUCAGAGGAAGUGGGUUGGUUUGAUGCCUGCUUUGUCAGAGGAUUAG
This is a messenger RNA of Hyaloscypha bicolor E, 696 nucleotides long. RefSeq lists its product as uncharacterized. The transcript is spliced from 2 exons. Lineage: Eukaryota; Fungi; Ascomycota; Leotiomycetes; Helotiales; Hyaloscyphaceae. Bases 1 to 696 code for a protein of 231 amino acids. The record is from RefSeq and is a predicted model, not a curated record.